UUUCACCACAAAAUCGGAUGCUCCAAGUUUAGAUGGGUUGCACCCGACUUGAAUAAAGUUGUUUUUCAGUAACAACCGGGUUGACCCAUGACAAUUCGGGCGGCCUCGCUGGAAGAGUGUGACACAAGCGGUUUUCGAUCUGUUCCACAAAUUAUGCCGUGAAUUCUUUGAGUCUCAGCAGUUGUCAAUCUGCUCCGUUAAUUUAGCCGUGUCAUUUGAAUUACCCGAAAUUUCAAAUUGGGUGGUUAAUUCUCUUUCACUUUUGCAAGCACCGCCUGGACAGGUUUUCAAAUUGGUGGGUAGAUUUGAAUCUGCUCCGUUUAUGCAGGACAAAGGAGGCGUUGUACUACUAACGAGUCCAACGGAUGGGAAUGGAAGCCGACUUUGCAAAGAGAAUCUACACCCAAAUCCAAAUGCACCGUGUAUCAAUCCUGGAGGCAAGAUGAAAGUCGAUAGCCAGCAACGCAGUAUAGGUAGCAUACUACAUUCUGUUGGAAAACCAAAUGAAAUGAAAAAUACAUGUAAGAGCAGUCAUAGCACAGCACGUGGUGAAAAUCCUGUAUUUGCAACUCCGACUGGCAUCACGAGAACAAGCAUAACUUCUUCAGGAAAUGUGAGAAUUCCCGGCCAAAUAGUGGAUCCUCUCUUGGUAGUGUGCUAACGAAUAGUUGCCAAAAAAGCAAUUUCAGUACAACCCAAAUGUUCUGUUGGAAAAUCCAUGGGUAAAUCUUCUUAAAUUGUAUUUUGUAAUGUUUUCUUUUUGCUGCCAAAUUGUCCUGCUUAGUUUUGCUUGGUAUUAGGAUGCUAUCUCCUAAUAAAUGCUAUAAGUUUAAUAGAUCGCAUCAAGUAUCAGCAUCUAAAUUGUCAAUAGCAUCAUUGGUAUUAGGAUGCUAUCUCCGUCCCUAAACGAAGAUAUUGUUGCAUCUUGACUUUCUCGGAAGGUUUAUCAUUUUAAUCCUAAAAUCUUGCAUCUCAUCUCUUUUGCAUUCAAAAUUGACAUUAACAUGUAGCAGACUUCUUCAAACAUUCACGAUAAUAGACUUCUUCAAUCAUUAAUGAUAGUGGCCAGAAUUGUCUAAGGUGUACAGGUGUUCUAAGAUUGGCUGCUUCUGUUGCCAGUGUAUAAGCACAAUAAUUGGUUGCUUCCAUUUACCGAUUCUUCUUGCAAAAAUUGGAUCGAAGUUUGUCAUCAUGGCCGCGAUGAUAUGGUGGUAGCCAGAAUUAUAAAGGAAUACAUAAAAAAGUGGUGGUAUUCCUCUCAUUAGAAGCUAUUUUAUGUUAAAGUUUUAACAUUACUUCACAACAGUAAGUUUUCUAGAAUUUCCAGCCACUAACAUAUAAUGUACAAAUCAUGAUUAUAAUAGACAUUUUAUUAUUUUUAGGUCUAAGCCCCCAUGUUUCAACUUUCAGGCUUACAAACAGAAGUAUAGCAAUGUCCAGCAAUGACAAUCCAUUCCAUUUGCCAGCCACAACAAUAAAUCAACAAAUCAGGUCUCAAACCUAUGGUAGAUUUAUUACUCGAUCAGAAAUUAUUAGUUUAUUAUUAAGUUAAUAAUCUUACAUGUAAAGUAUUGUUAUUGUAAUGAUCAUUACUAAGAAAUUUUGAAACCCAUGACGCUGAUACUUGAUGCAUAUUUACAAUGAAAAAGCAGAAGCAAUGUGCAUUUAUUUGGA
Molecule: messenger RNA, 1674 nt
Organism: Daucus carota subsp. sativus
Lineage: Eukaryota; Viridiplantae; Streptophyta; Magnoliopsida; Apiales; Apiaceae
Exons: 5
Coding region: 323-661 (112 amino acids)
Source: RefSeq, a predicted model, not a curated record